AUGGAUGGGUGUUUGGAAACCUAUAUUGUUAUUUGUGCAACAUGAAAGCAACGGUCGUUCCUGAAGACUGUCAAGAUCGGUUUUCAAGGUUUACCAAUAAACCUCUGAUCAACAUCCUUAACCCAGAAGUGUGGACAGAGCCGGGUAAUAAGAAAAUCCUAGAAAAAACGUGCAAUGAUGAUCAAAUACUGGAUACGUUCUUUGAUGUAUGUCGAAAACUCUAUUGUCCAAUAUUCUCCUUAUCCAUCAAUGGUCGAUGUGUUCCGUUCCUCGAUCCAGAUGUGAGUUAUGAACUAUUUGUUCGACUCCUACCUCUCGAAAGAAUUAAGGCAUCACAAUCUGUAAAGAACGAACUAGGAUCUCGGUAUCUCAAUAUUCAGAGGAAGCUUGGGUUCGGAGAAUGCAAGUCAUGCUCUGUCACAAUGUAUCUUAACAAGGAUGCAUUGAAUGAGGUGCAUUUACCAGACGUAUAUGUCAACUUUGCCUUUAAGGUGACGAGGCGAUGCAAAGUAGAGCAGCUUUGGUCCAAACUAACAUCCGUCGAAAAGUCAUCAUCACGUAUCAAAAUUACACUGAACAAGGAAGUGGUCAGUUUUGAUGCACUCUGGGACAACAAAACAUAUAAAACAUUUGAAUCGGAUUACUAUGAAGAGAUUCUAACUGUUGGUGUAUCCGGUCAAUGUAAAGUCUUAUCACCACAACGUUUAGCAAACUGUCCUAAAGUAGAACUGACGAGGAAGGAAUACGAUACUGUUCUGGAAAACCAUUCUGGUGCUAAAGGGUUGCUGUUUAGCCCAAGCAAUGAAGAAACGAAUGGCUCAGUUUUCGUCUGCUGUGACAGCUACAUACAGGAGCAGCGUGCGACAGGAGCGGAAAAACGCGCCCCCGUGUUAUUGACGAUUAUUGCAUACUUCUUUGCGGUCUCUAUGACAACAUUGUAACGAGGCACCUCUGUAUGAACAUCGUCAUAAAGAUUCUUUUAUACCUGGCAGCAACGAGUUUUCAGUAUAAAUAUAAAAAAAACAGAAUAAUUUAAGUCCAUAUUUCAUUGCAACAAUUUCAAAUUUCUUGUUUUACAUCAGUUGUUUCUCCGCGUUAUUUUCAGAAAUUAUCCAAGUGUUGAUUUAGUUAAAUGAUAUCUGGAACUUAUCAUUUCCUUUCUGCCUUUGAUGAACGAAUACGAUGAAAUAAAAUAGUUUCUUGAUAAUUAAAAAUAUCACAUCUUAGGUAUACUUUUAAAGAUAUAAACCGCAAUGCUAAGAGCAAGGAGGAAAUAUAAUGAUGGCUAUCUAAAUAUAUGAACGAAUAACAGUAGCAUAAAUAGAAAAUAAUGCAAGUUUUUCAGGAAAUUACAAAUCCUUUUAAAAAGCCCUAAUUGCAAGCAUCCGCAAGCGAGACAUCUUUCCUCAUGUUAAUCGGGUAAAUUGUAAGUAGGUUUUUCUCAACCACUUCUUGAAACUGC
Messenger RNA from Mercenaria mercenaria, 1462 nucleotides. RefSeq lists its product as uncharacterized. The coding region runs from base 42 to 941 and encodes 299 amino acids. The transcript is spliced from 2 exons. NCBI's taxonomy places the organism in Eukaryota, Metazoa, Mollusca, Bivalvia, Venerida, Veneridae. The record is from RefSeq and is a predicted model, not a curated record.